AUGUAUGUGAAAUGGUUUGAUACAAUAAUGUUUUACUAUGUGAUUUUAGUGAAUUUAGUGAAUGUCACUUUUUGUCAUUUUCAAAUUUCCCGCCGUUCCGUCCCCCGUACGUCCCGACGCUCGCAGGGGACGGAACCCAGAUGACAGAUGCCGGCAUCCUCCAGAUUACAUUGCCGGGGACACUGCAGUAGGGACAUCGCGGGAGCGCAGGACAAGGUAAGUGAUCAAGGGAUCGCGGAGCAGCGCCGCAAGGUAAGCCCGAGUGUAGCUCAGGGUUACCGCUUGUGCUACACUCGGGAAUACCGCCAGGGAGGG
Messenger RNA from Staurois parvus, 315 nucleotides. The record is from the annotation of a GenBank genome assembly. Lineage: Eukaryota; Metazoa; Chordata; Amphibia; Anura; Ranidae.